Molecule: messenger RNA, 2781 nt
Organism: Populus nigra (black poplar)
Lineage: Eukaryota; Viridiplantae; Streptophyta; Magnoliopsida; Malpighiales; Salicaceae
Exons: 8
Coding region: 1867-2535 (222 amino acids)
Source: RefSeq, a predicted model, not a curated record
CAAUAGCACACGAUUCAACCCUGCAGAUUCUUUAAUUGCUUGUUAUCUCUAUAAAAAUCAACCUGGCGCCAUAACAUAUUACACCACCAAUUAACUCUACAUGGGUUUGAAUUUGCGGCCUAAGGAACCUCGCUGCAGGUGGGUUCAGUACCAUAUGGAGCCAUGCAGCUCACCAGAAAAUUAAGAAUAAACAUGUAAGAUUCACAAGGAAUUGUCAACGACUGGGUUAGUGGAUUCCAUGCUAUGCUUGCCAGAUCUGGUCUGAUAUUCCUGCCUACAAGGAGAAAAAAGAAAUCUGACCCGUAGGAAGUGGAAUCGACCUUCAGUAGAUGGUGAGUGCCUAAAAAGCUGUGCUUUAAACUAAAGUUUGAAAAAUAUCAGGAGUUAAAGGACCAUAAUUAAUAACAAAGGUCUUGGAAAGCGCGAUUACAUGUGUGAUGCAAGAAAGACUUAUAGAUCUAGGUGAAUAUUGAAGUUUAUGUAUCAGAAAAAAUAAAGUAAGUUCUUUCGAUACACUUAUUUCCACAGUCUCAAAGAAUCUGCAUUAGAGCUGACUUAAGAUGUACAGUAGCCUUGAAAAAAAUUAUAAACAUGGCUUUUUAAAAAUUUUAAUGUACAUCAUUAAGUGAGAUAUCGGCCAAUUUUUAUUUCAUAUAUGAGACAUUUUGUUAAUUAAAUAGUGGCGAUUUUUAUUUUAUAAAACAUAGUUGAUAAAUAUGUUUUAUUUAUUUUUUAAACUUUUUAUUUAAUAAGGGUCUUGAAACAUUGCUAAAGUUGUAUUUAAACAUUGCUAUAAUGGUUUAACUUGUUUUUUGGCCUUGAUUUUGCUGCUGGAAAUUGGUUAAGAUAGGCCAGUGUUGGUGAGUUUCCUCAUUUCUUGGACUUUUGAGGUUUCUUGAAUUUUUUUCCAACAAAUAUUAAAAUUGAUAUGAAAUAAGUCUAUUUGUAUUUUAUUUAAAAUGCUUAUAUUUCAUGUCAUUUUAAAUAAACAUAAGGGUUCUUAUAACAAAAAAAAAAUUAUAUAACAAAAAUAAUUUCUAAAUUGAGGGGAAAUAGUGAAGAUUGCUAAUUCAAUUUAAUUUUAUAAUAAUUUUGAAUAGUAUAAUUGAAUUCAAUUAUAUAGUUUAGUAUUUUAUUCCAAACAUAAAAAUUAUAAUAGAUCAUCAAUUGAAUUCAAAUAAUAUAUGGAAUUGAGUUCAUUUUCAUAUGUGAUUUAAUUCCAAACAGGCUAUAUGCGCAAAUGCACAACUAUAUUAUAGUCCUAAAAUCUUAUAAUCAUACAAACAACUCUUUCAAAAUUUACCAUCAUUUUUUGCCCAAACAACCUUUAAAGAAUCACAAAAGUAAUAAAUAGAGUUUGAUCCUUAUUACAUUCCCCCCUUGCAACCUCCAAAUAAUUAUAAAUUAUUAUAAAUUACAUACAUGAGGUUAUAAACCUUAAAAAAGACCUUAGACAAUUUUUAGCAUUUCUUUUUAUCACGAAUUUCUUGAUCAUUAAGUUAUCGAAAUUGCCCAUAUCUAACAAUGUGACUUUAUCUUGUUAAUUUUAUUUUUUCUACUUUUCUUUUAAUUUCUGAGAGAAACAUGGUUGUUAAUAUGUGCAAGAACAACACGGGAAAAGUUUUGGGAAUAAUUGGUUCGUACAAAAAGAAAGCAAACCAUUUUUUAUCCAAAAGGAAAACUAAGAAUGAUAAAUCGAUAGUUCUAGAACUUUAAGAACCUUAAGGUCGAACACAUGACGAAUGUAGGGCACAAGCAAAGGACUAUUUAUUUGGCAAGUGUUCGCAUGGAAUUUAACGCCCUAUUUAAGUUUUGAAGGCUUCUUCAGUGUAAAUAAUUGCAACUAAUUCAAAGGCCUGAAGCAACAUGAAUCGUCUUCGAGCCAAGACACUUGAAGGCUUCUCCAUUGAAUAUUCUCAGUUAAUUUGUGAAGUUUCGAUCAAGAGAAAAUCUUGGCGAAAAGAUGGAAGACCAAGACGCUGGAAGAUACAAGCCCAACGCCCCAAAGACUUUGGUAAAGUUGAAUACGUUCUGAGAGCUUGGCUGGCUAGCUUACAAGUUUUGAUGGGGGCUGAUCAGCAACAAGGGUUACCGUCUUAUUACAGCAUUCUUGGUGUUAGUUCCGAGUCUUCUUUUAAUGAAAUAAAGCGUGCUUAUCGCAAGCUUGCUAUGCAAUGGCAUCCUGAUAGGUUGACAAGAACACCUUCGCUUUUGGGUGAAGCCAAACGUAAAUUCCAGCAAAUUCAAGAAGCCUAUGCGGUGUUAUCCGAUCAUAGAAAAAGAACAAUGUAUGAUGCAGGAUUAUAUGACCCCGAAGAGCAAGAAGAUGAGGGCCUUUCUGAUUUUGUGCAAGAAAUAUUGAAUCUCAUGGCCCAGGAUAAGAGACAGGAGAGAAAAAAAGGGUGGAUAAGAGUUUUGCUUCUUAUCAUCAUCACUAGCGUUCUAAAAUUAUGGUGGAAGAGAGUGUGCAAAGUUUAUCAACAUGGGGGAGUAGUUCGGAAAUCUUCAAGUCAAAAGCCACUGUGUAGGGACUAAUGUCCCACUGCUGGCACUUUGUGCUGUCUGGACAGGAUGCUAAAACACCCAAGAUCUGAAGCAUCCUUUCGCUAGGAUUGAAUUCUACAUUCUAAAAUUAACUGACCUUUAAUGACAGGGAAAAGGAAUCUUUAUCAUUUGGGUGUUGUGGAAAUCUUGUUUGUGGCAAUUUUUAUGCCAAUUUGUUUCUGAAAUGUAUAGCUUGGUUGAUCGGUGUGCUUCUCUUUUUAAUACCAUCUUCAUGAA